CUCUCCUCUUCUCUUAUUUUGCCCUCAACUACAAAAUAACGUCGGAACUCGCUUCACAACUUUAUUUUCCUCUUAUAAACAACAAUAUUAACACACCCGAACAUUUUUUCUUACCAACAGUCAUCACGACGAGCGGAUCUUCAUCAUCAUCUGGAGAGGGUGGAGGAGGAGGAGGUAAUAAUGCUGGUAGCAACAAUCCAAAUAAUGGACAACAACAAAACAAAACAAGUAAUUCAAACAAUUCAAAACAAAAACAACCUAAUAAAGAAGAAAAUAAGGAUGUUUUAGAUAAUGAUGUGUUAAAAUUAGCAUUAGUAUCAAAUGAGAAGGAUGAAUUAAUGUUAACAAUGACAGAUAAAACAACAACAACAAAAUUAGAUGAAGAAGAAGAUGAGAAAAACAAAAGUAAAAACAUUAAAAAGAAAAGUUUUGAAGAAACAGAAAAUGGAAAGAUACAACAACAACAAAAACAAACUAAAGAAACAACAAAAAUGCCUUCUUCCUCAACAACAAAUACACCAAAAACAUCAACGGCUAUUUCACCCUCACAACAAAUAAAUACAACAAAUAUUCAACAUAAAAAUAGUGGACAACAAAAUAGACAACAAAUAAAAAUUGAUGAGAAGGCUGUUGUUCGUGGGGUGCCAGCAACGGGGGGAUAUACAAUGGAUGCUUUCAAUGCAAUGGUACAACAAAAGCAACAACAACAAUCUUCUCAUUCACACCAUCAACAACAACCUACAAAUGUUGGAUCAUCUGCUGUUACUACUCAAUCAGCAACAUCCAGUCAUCAUCAUAGGCAUUCUAGUGCUGCUGCUGAAACUGCCAAUAUGCAUUCUUCAAUGUCUAGAACCCAAAGGUCACGGCUACGGGCUGAUGAUACUACUGGAAAAUACAAGUUGUUAAAAACGAUUGGAAAGGGCAAUUUUGCAAAGGUCAAGUUGGCUAAACACAUUCCAACAGGUGUUGAAGUUGCUAUUAAAAUUAUUGAUAAAACUGCCUUAAAUCCGAGCAGCCUUCAAAAGUUAUUCCGAGAAGUUCGAAUAAUGAAACAAUUAGACCAUCCAAAUAUUGUAAAACUUUAUCAAGUUAUUGAAAAUGAAACAACAUUAUAUUUGGUAAUGGAAUAUGCUAGUGGUGGUGAAUUAUUCGAUUAUUUGGUAGCUCAUGGAAGAAUGAAAGAAAAAGAAGCUAGAGCAAAAUUUAGACAAAUUGUUUCAGCUGUUCAAUAUUUACAUUCUAAAAAUGUGAUACACAGGGAUUUGAAGGCAGAAAAUUUAUUGUUGGAUUCUGCUAUGAAUAUCAAAAUUGCCGAUUUUGGAUUUAGCAAUACUUUUUCUCCAGGAAAUAAAUUGGACACAUUUUGCGGGUCACCACCUUAUGCUGCACCAGAACUCUUUCAAGGAAAAAAAUAUGAUGGUCCAGAGGUUGAUGUAUGGAGUUUGGGAGUAAUUCUUUAUACUCUCGUCUCUGGUAGCCUUCCUUUUGACGGGCAGAAUCUCAAGGAAUUGAGAGAACGGGUUCUUCGUGGCAAAUAUCGUGUUCCUUUCUAUUUAUCAACAGAUUGCGAAAAUCUUGUCAAAAAAUUCCUCGUUUUAAAUCCUGCAAGACGUGGAACAUUAGAAACAAUAAUGCGUGAUAAAUGGAUGAAUAUGGGUUAUGAAGAAGAAGAAUUGAGACCAUAUACAGAACCAACAAAAGAUGUUAGGGAUGAAAGAAGAAUAUUAAAAUUACAAGUUUUUGGAUAUACUUUACAAGCAAUCCAUGAAUCUUUGGAAUGUGAAAAAUUUGAUGAAAUUUUUGGGACUUACUUGCUAUUAAAAGAAGCUAAAAAACAACAAUUGCAACAACAGCAGCAGUCUGCACAACAGCAGCAACAACAACAAGUUCAAGGAGUUCAGCAUCAUCAAGAAGGAAGCAUUUCUUCUGCUACUGCAGGUGUUGGGGGAAAUGUUACUGCUUCUACUGCAGAUAAUCUUCCUUUUAAUCAAUCAAUGGGGUCGACUGGACAGUAUCCCCAACGUCCCUACACUUCUGUCCAAACUUCAGCUUCCAAAAACACAAGACGUGCAUCUUCAAAUGCUGAUCAACUCCAAGCUGUUCCACCAACUGCUGUUGUAGAACCCAAUAAUGCUUUGACAACAACAACUCCAUCAAAUACAAAUAUAAUGCCUCCUCCCUCCACUCAACCCCCUCAAGCUGCAAAUUUAUCAGUAACAGCUAUGAGAGCACAACAAAAUGCUGUUCAACAACAACAGCAGCAGCAACAACAAGUUGCCUUUCGUAAUGCUGCUUUUGGAGGUGUAACAAGUGGUCGGCAGCCUGCUUUAAGUGUUCAACCAUUAGCUUCUCCAGCCUAUAUUCAUCCAAUCCAAAAUGCAAAUGUUCGUAAUUUACCAGCAGGUGCUGGUGGUACAGUUGUUGCUUCAGGAAAUCAUCGAAAAGGUUCAGCUCCAGGUGGACGUGUACCUCUUCCAAAUCUUGGAUUGCGGACGGGUAUUCAACAGCAACAACAACAAAUUGCACCAAUUGGUGGGACGAAUAAUUCUGCUGCUUCUGCUGCUCAUCAACAAAAUCGCAAAAACAUUUCGAAUGGUUCAAAUUCAUCUUCUAUAACAAGAGCUCCACCAGGUUUUUAUAAUGCAUCAGCUAGUAAUCCAUUAUCAGCAAAAUUGGUUGCAAAAGCAACAACUGGAGGAGGUUAUGUUGUUCCAACGGCUGGUAGUGGAGGUGGAGGAGGAAUUGUUUCUUCUGCUAUGCAGAAGAGCGUUUCUCAUGCACCACGUGAACCUUCUAUUAAAGAGGAUGAAGAUGAACGGUCAUCUUCAAGUCGUAAAACGCCUCCAAUGCAUGGAACAAAACAACAACCAAUAAUUGCACCUACAGCAACAAUUUCAACAACUGGUAUUCUAUUUUUAUAUUUUUUAUAAACAUUACUGGUUAGGGUUGGUUUCCGUCUCCGAAAGCGCGCGUAGGCGCCAAAAUAAUUUUGAUUCCAUGAAAUUUCCCAUUAUAAAAUUGUUCCCCGUCCCCCCUCCCUGUGUUGCUGCCUGCCCGAAAAUUGUUCACCAUGUCCCUCUCUCCGUCGGGGAUCAAUCCUAUUAUUGGUUUAGGACACUACCCCCUUCUCCCUCCCAUUUUUUGGAAAAAAAUAAACUAUUAGAGGGAUGGUGACAUCAAAAAAAAAUUUUUGUUUUGGCUUAUGUUGAUGUUUCCUUACUGGUAAUGGGAUAAGAUUUUUGUGGAGCAAACUUUUUUUCCUUCCUAUUUGAAAUUUUUCUUUACAAAA
Molecule: messenger RNA, 3289 nt
Organism: Meloidogyne enterolobii
Lineage: Eukaryota; Metazoa; Nematoda; Chromadorea; Rhabditida; Meloidogynidae
Source: the annotation of a GenBank genome assembly